Dunckerocampus dactyliophorus (ringed pipefish) is the source of this 5127-nucleotide messenger RNA. It is a transcript of the gene smpdl3a, whose product is annotated as sphingomyelin phosphodiesterase acid like 3A. Gene Ontology annotation, biological process: sphingomyelin catabolic process. The record is from RefSeq and is a predicted model, not a curated record. Lineage: Eukaryota; Metazoa; Chordata; Actinopteri; Syngnathiformes; Syngnathidae. Gene Ontology annotation, molecular function: sphingomyelin phosphodiesterase activity. The transcript has 8 exons. Bases 357 to 1751 code for a protein of 464 amino acids.
CCAAUGUUAGGGCAACACGUCAUGUAUUUUGUAAGUUUGGACCCUAGGAAGGACUGCAAUAAUAUUUAUUUAUUUUGAACAAUAAGGCUUUUAAAUUAUUAUCCCGUACGGUAAAAGCUAAUUGAACUUAAAACAAUAUAAGACUUAAUAUAUUUCUACUAAACUCCACAGUACAGUAAAUACGUGUGCCAGUUCAGUCAUGUGACCAACCUGCUGGCUGUGAGCUGAAGCCCCGCCCCUCCACCCAUGAAAACACACCACCGCCUGACCAUUACAACUUCCGGUUUAUUUGACAACACAUCAGCGUGACUUCCCGCGACCGGCGACGUUUCUUUAUUUACUUUGCUGUCAUCGCUAUGAGAAAACAUGUCGCCUCUCGUCUUUUCACAAAGGCUCCGCUCGCCUGCUUUAUGCUCCUGCUGUUUGGCGCCGCCCGGCUGAAGGCGGCCCCCCCUGGAAGAAGAGGCGACUUGGGGGCCACAGGAAGGUUCUGGCACAUUACCGACCUGCACCUGGACCCUACCUACCACCUGGCGUCAGACCCCACCAAGGUGUGCUUCUCCUCCAAAGGGGCGGCAGCCACUGGUGCCGGACCGUUUGGGGAUUUCCUGUGUGACUCGCCUUACAGCCUCAUCCAGUCUGCAUUCCUACACAUGGACCGCCUCGUACGCCCUCAGGACUUUAUCAUUUGGACCGGGGACAGUCCGCCUCAUGUUCCUGUAGAUGAACUCUCCACAGAGAUUGUCAUCCAGGUGAUGAGCAACAUAACUCAAACCCUCCUCCAGCACUUCCCAAACGUCACCGUCUAUCCAGCUCUGGGGAACCACGACUACUGGCCACAGGAUCAGAUGCCGACCUCCACAAAUGACAUCUACGAGGCCGCGGCCAACAUGUGGAAGCCAUGGCUGCAGACGGAUGCCCUGGAAACGCUCCGUCAAGGUGGCUUCUACUCCCAGCUGGUCCAUUCUGGCUUGAGAGUGGUCAGCGUGAAUACCAUCCUCUACUACGGUCCUGACAAAGUCACCACCAACAUGAGCGACCCGGCGGGACAGUUUGAGUGGUUGGAGGACACUCUCAAGAGAGCUGAACAGAGCACGGAGAAGGUCUUCAUCAUCGCUCACGUUCCAGUCGGCUUCAUGGCCUCCUUCAGGAAUACCACCGCCAUCAGAAAAGCUCACAACGAGAGGCUCGUCGACAUUUUCAGGGCGUACAGUCAUGUGAUUGCCGGACAUUUCUAUGGCCACAUUCACCGGGACAGUAUCAUGGUGCUCCUGGACCAGAAAGGUAAGCCGGUGAAUUCUCUCUUUGUGGCUCCGGCUGUGACGCCCAUCAAAGGCGUUUCGGAGGUGUACGCCAACAACCCGGCGGUGCGCUUGUAUUUGUACGACACUGACGACUUUGGGAUUUUGGAUAUCUGGCAGUACUAUCUCAAUCUGACUGAAGCCAACCUCCGGCAAAGAGCCGACUGGAGGCUGGAGUACACCAUGACGGACAGUUUCGGCGUGAAGGACCUGCGACCCGCCAGUCUGCUCAAGCUGGGUCUGAGCAUGUGGCUGCCGCCCGCCUCCACCUUUGACACCUACUAUACUCACUACAUGGUGAGCUAUGACACCCAGCUGCGGUGCAGGGCCCAGUGUAAGGUCAUCCAGCUGUGCUCCAUGCUCUACCUGGACCAGGCCUCCUACUCCGCAUGCAUGACACAACGUCACCAACUGCUCGUCAGCAACCGUGCUUCUAAUGAGUCACUUUGAAAUCUUACACUUUAAUUACACAGCUGCUUCUUUUAGCAGCACGCUCAGGACGCUCAACACAACAAUGAUAACAAAAAAAACGUUACUUUUUAAUGGACUAAAAGUAAAAGGGAUCUUAUCCUCAGGGUGAUCGUUUUAAUAUUACUGACAUAUUUCUUUAGCUCAUGAAAUAGAGGACACAAAUGAAUUUGCUGCUUCCUUGGAGGAUAUUUGAAUGGGUUUGACUAGAUGUGCGAGUUGACUGGAAUUAAACAUUAGAAGGACUGUAGAAUUAAACAAUGGAUGCACUGUUACUUGAAUGACAGGUUGCCUCUCAGCCUUAUCAGCCUGCCAAAGCUGCACACGUACAAAGCAUACACAAGCGCACACACCCUCGAUUGACACAAGCUGGAACCAGUUCGAUGCAGACACAUAGCCACAUACUGAUCCACUCAGGAAAGGGUACCACCCCUGCGUGGGCAGGACUCGAGAAUAGCACAACAAUGUAGGCACUUCCCAGUUUGAGACUUUCUUCCUUCUUCCUUUUCCUCCUUGAUGGAUUGAAGUGCAGCGCUGUACUUUCACAUCUUCCAAACAAUUUCUUGACAAAAAAAUGGAAAAUGCAGAAACGUGUGUUCGACUGAUCUCUUCUUGGGAUAAACAACCUGGAACAUUUCAUAGAGAUGCACGAUAUCUUCUUUUUCAAACCGAUACUGAUUAUGUUCUGCUUCUCAAGAGCGAUAAUUGUUUUAAUAUGUUUUUUUUUUUUUUUAACUGAAUUGAAUUUGAAUUGAACUGUAGUUUGUGCACCAGCUGUACCUGUUCAUUUAUCCUCAUCAAAUAUCAUGACAUUACUACUACCACAUCACUACUAUCUGGAGACCCAAAGCAUAGAGUGGGAGGAGCCACCUGCUGUGGCCCAGGAAGGUGCACUGUAUUCGGGCACACGCUCCGAGCAGCCGGCGUGAUGACACGGAGGUCUCUAGCAAACCUUUUGCACUUUCAAACACUGCAACGCUGGCGUUUCAGGCGGCUGAUAAGGUUUUUUGUGUUCUUACUGUGUCCCGAAUGUGUCCCAAUGCAGAGCAUUUGGUACAACGGCCUUCCUCUGAAAGUGACUGCUUACAAGUGAGCUCAGUGGAUGUUACGACAGGCUAUUAACAUCACAGGCCGGAGGAAAAGGGAGCGCUUGAUUUGCUCACCCGCACUGUACGAGUAAUCUCGCCUUAUUUUUAAACUAUCGGUGUUCGGAUUUAUUGGAAUGAUGUCUUAAACUUUGAACCCUGCGGCUUACACGGCGGUGCGGCUAAUUUAUGCCUAAUCUCGUGACAUCUCCUAUACUUCAGAACUACUACUAAUCGUUUAAAUACUACGUUGCUCAUGAGUCACUGAGGAAACGAUUAUAAGGGAAAGCUAUAAGAGAACUCAUGACGAGCUUGCCAACCCAUCGGAAAUUGUAGGAGAUGAAGUCUGACUCACGGCGUCAUCUUAGAAGGGUAAAAUCAUCACACAGCAACUUAACACUCAAAAGGUAGCUAAGAAAUAUACAACACAAAUACCAAUACCACUUUAAAAUAAUCAACUAUUUUAACUUUUUCCCAUAAUGCAUUAUUCCCAGAGGAGCAGUUCAUUGGCCAAUGGCUGCCAUGGCAGAGGGAGCGUAUGAGAAAGUAUCAUGUCUACCAUACAUUAUUUUGGUAUGCAACAAGACUUCUGUCCAGGCACAAUCUGACCUUUUUUCCCAAUUAAAUGAUAAAAAAAAUAAUAAUACAAGACUUUAUUUUGCUACAAUAAGCAUAAUCUAGGGGCUUUUGCCUUUCAUAUAAGCUAUUUCGGAUUCGAAAAGAGCAGCUAAAAGUGAAAUGAUUAUUGUUCCCACGGCCUGGAUAAGUCACGAGACGUUUGCCAGGCACUCUUAUGUCCAAAUGACAUCACGGCAAGCUGAUUGGACGCUCGGUAAGUGCUUUGAUCCUCUGUUGAUGCCAUGACAACAUUGCUGUUAUGUGCAGCGGCCUAAUGUCAUCAAGAGUUGAUGCUAACAUGCUAAUGCUAACAGGAAAUGAAAAGUUUGCCUGCAGGAGGAAAAAGAGCAGCGACUGACCUUUUUUGACCCCCCCACAUCCCCCCAGGACCGCCACUUCCCUCCCACCCUCUAUCUUACUCUUGUUUGAAUGGGGUGAAAGCGUCUCUCCUUUCUCAGCCUCCCCUCUGAACAUUCCAUGGCUUUUGUGAGCGCACCCCUUCGCCCUCCCUUCUUUUAAAGUCCACUUAUGUAACCAAAAAAAAGAGCAAAGCAGACUUUUAAGCGGAACUUGAUGUCCAAAGGCAGAGAAAAGUGUCAGGAGGAGAAAAAAGGAGUUAAGAUGAAUGAUGAAUGUCUUUGCAAAGGACCACACUACCACCCGCCCCCCUCCCACUUUGCUCUCUCAGGGCGUAACCACGGCGACGGCCCUCAGACGGGCCAGCGUGGCCACAGUUGCCGGGGUGUCGGUUGCCACGGUAACAGCAGUGGAGCUCUUUCAGUCUUGUCUCGCCGGUUAAGAAGUUUGAAAAGACGGAAAACAAUGCUUACAUUAACAUUUUAAUGUGUGUGUGUUUUUUUAAAUAUGAAAACGAGUUCAGGCUUGGGCGCAAAAGUUUAAAAAGGGAAAUUGUUUUAGGUGCAAAGUGAUACCGCCACCGACUGCCCUGGCAUACUGCAUUGUUAGCGUCGGUUUCACAGCUGCUACCUGUGAAACUUGUACAAAAACUUCAAAAGUUUGCUUUUCAGCUCUUAUGACUGACCUGAGGCAACCUCCCCAAAUCCCCCCCUCUUUUUUGUGUUGGUGCUCCAGUGAGCCCAAAGUGAUUAGUGUCGUUCAAGAGUCGCCAUCUUGCAAUUUAGCUCUUGCCAUGCGCUAAUGCUAAUCCCCGUCUACUAGACGUUCAGGUGGGAUGGUCAUGUGACCACUGGCAUCACAGUGUGUGGAAGAGUAGGUGACGUCAGAAAUGUUCUUCUACCCCAGUGGUGUCCAAAGUGUGGCCCGGGGGCCUUUUGCAGACCUUGGCACAUUUAAAAAAAUAUAAUUUAACAAGAAAACUAAAAACGACAACAGCAAAACAAACAAAAUCAGCAGUAAUUUUAGAAGAAUAAAGUCCAAAGUUGUAAUGUAACAAAAAGUCCAUUUUAUGAGAAUAAUGCUGUAAUAUCUGAAGGUGAGACACGAUGGCGAGCGCCUGGUGGCCGGACCUGCGCCCAUGGGGUCUGGCCGGGCACAGCCCGAACAGGUAACAUGGGUCCUCCCUCCCAUGAGCUCACCACUCGUGGAAGGGGCAAAAGGGGUCGGGUGCAGAGUGAGCUGGGUGGCGGCCGAAGGCGGGAGCCUUGGAAGCUAGCUCUUGGAACGUGGAAGGAGCC